Molecule: messenger RNA, 2475 nt
Organism: Ctenopharyngodon idella (grass carp)
Lineage: Eukaryota; Metazoa; Chordata; Actinopteri; Cypriniformes; Xenocyprididae
Product: tripartite motif-containing protein 14
Exons: 6
Coding region: 439-1725 (428 amino acids)
Molecular function (GO): protein binding
Source: RefSeq, a predicted model, not a curated record
GCAUUAUUUUAUUGCAUAUUAUUAUUUCAGUGCCAUGCAGUACUAAGAGCACAACUAAUUUACAUCUUCAUAAAGAUAAAACUUUUUAAAGCACUUUAAGAACUUGAUAGUGGGCCAUUGUCAAUACAUAUACCGUAUGUGCAGGCUGCUUAAAAGCUGAAUAUGCUUUGCAUUUUCAUUUCUUUGCUUUAGGCUAUGCAGAUAUAAAAGUGCCUUUUGGCAUCCGGUUAUUUUCUACUUAGGGCUAUUUAUUUAUUUAUUUAUUUUUGUGCAUUAGCAAGAAAAAGGAACUAGUGUGCAUGUCUUCUAAGAAAAUCAGCUAAUUUAGAAUGAUUUGUAUUUGCAUUUCAUGCUUUAUAUACUACAACCGUACAUACUGACAAAAUUAUGAUAAUUACAAACUACUGAUGUGAAUGUGAUGUUUAUGAUGUUUUUUAAAUGAGCUGCACAUCGACUCCCAUUAUGCUCAGAGAACUUGGAGAGAUGGCAGAGGAAGACUUUAGGCCUCUAUCAGAGGAAACCAGUUCCUUCUGUCUGGCUACAGAGGCUCGUUCAGGGCCACAAGUCAUCCAGCCCUUCCCACGCUCUCCAAAACUGAUCAGGAGAACUGGAGCCAUCUCUCCAAAACCCUCAGAGCAGCUGCCAGUCUGGUUGGAGGACUUGAAGAAGGAGAAGAAAAGAACAGAGUCUCAUCUGGAAUCUAUUAAAAAGCGGCAAGCCAACCUAAAUACGAGUUCAGAGGCGAUGAAGCAGCACGUACAGGAGUGUUAUGAGGAGCUACAUAUGGCUCUGCAGGAGGAUGAGAAGGCUGUUCUAGACAUGAUAGAGCAAGACUGCCGGGAGACAAACAGUAAACUAAACCGAAUUCUUCAAGACUGGAAUCAACACCUUGGUCUGCUGCAGAAACAUAUCAGCACUAUGCAGUCAGCUCAACAGAGCCCCACAGAGGCCAUAAAGGAGUUGUUUCCUGAGGAUUUUACAUUGACUAGCUGUCGUAAGAAACUGGACCCAGCUGAAGAACAGAUAAAAAUGAACGAGGAGAAGAUCCAGAAGCUCAUGAAGGUUCUUAGGAACAUCUCAAAAGAUCUGAAAGCCCAGCUACAACGAAAGAGCCUGCUGCUGGACUCCUCAAAUGUGGCGAUUGAUAAACUGACCUGUCACAAACAGAUCAAGGUGACCUCGGAGGGACGGAGCAUGUCCCUUUCUGCAGAGGAACACUGUGUUCCCAAUGACCCUCUAAGGUUUGAUCAGUUAUACUGUGCCUUGGGCUCCGUUGCUUUUAAAUCUGGGCAGCACUACUGGGAGGUGGAUGUGCACUGCUGCCCAUCAUGGGCUGUGGGUGUGGCUUACGGGAGCCUACAGAGGAGAGGACGAGACAAAGCAGCCAAACUUGGACGGAACAGGUGCUCGUGGAGUCUUGAGUUUCAGGAUGGGCAUCUCUUGGCCUGGCACAAUGAUCGGCACGUGGCACUACUCGUCACAGCAGCACGGGCAGCACCGAACAGGGUGGGAGUGUUUGUGAAAUAUCAGAAGGGUCGUGUGGUGUUCUAUGAUGCUGAUACUAUGAGAACGCUGCAGGAGUUUUCAGCAACGCAGACGGCUGUGUUUGACAGAGCACAUCAUCAGUUUACUGAGCCUCUCUACCCAGCUUUCCGCUUCUUCUCACCCAGAGACAAACACACAGGCCAUCAUCAUAUGGAAAUAUGCGACCUCGGUCUUUUCUAAUGCUUAUGCUCUUAAGGCUGAAUUUAUUUGAUCAUAAAUUACUGUAAAAAUAGUAAUAAUAUGGAAUAUUGUUACAAUUUAAAAUCACUGUUUUAAUAUCUUAUAAAAUCAAAUGUAAUUUAUUUUUGUGAUGGCAAAGCUGAAUUUUCAGCAGCCAUUCUUCAUAAAUCAUUCUAAUAUUCUGAUUCGAUGCUUAAGAAACAUUUCUUAUUCAUUCUUAUUUCUUAUAUCUUAUCAAUGUUGAAAAAAAUUGUGAUGCUUAAAUGUGAUGCAUUAUUUCCAGGAUUCUCUGAUGAACAGAAAGUUCAAAAGAACAGCAUUUAUUUGAAAUAAAAAUCUUUUGUACCAUAAAUGUCUUGAUCUGACGCUUGAUCAAUUUUAUGUGUCUGUGCUGAAUAAAAGUUUUAAUUUCCUAAAAAUAAAUAAAAAUCACAUCAAAUCUUACAGACUCCAAACUUUUGAACAGUAAUGUAUAUUAUACUUAGAUACAGGACCACCUUUCUGAGAUUCAGUUAAUAAUGCAUGCAUACCAAAAAAGCAAGGUCAUCUUAAUAGCACAGUAUACUAUUUUAAACAUGGUAAAAAUAUAGUAAAAACAGAGUACAGUUAAAUAUUUUUUUUUUGAAUAAAAUAAUCAAAAGGAGUGGAACACCCCCUCUGUGUGGCUAUUUAACCUUGUAUUUGCAAAUAAUUAUGUUGUAUUAUGUUUACCUGUAAUCAAUAUCCAGCAAUAAACUCUUCACGGUUGGA